AUGGUUUUGCCUCUCGGUCAAGUGGAGUACAACACCAUGACCGCUAUUCAGAUAAAGGAGCACCCCGACAGAGGUGUAUCUGGGGUGGCGGUGGGCCUGGUCCUGUGUCGCUCUAUGGUCUCCCUGGCUGUGGUGGGAGCCAUCUUUGGCCUGGAGUUGCUGGUCAUAUCGCAAGUGAUUGAGGACCGGGACUCGGGCCGGCGGUGUGGCCUGGGGUCAGCUCUGGUGCUUGUGGCGGCGGCGCUGUCGGUAGGGGGAGUGGUGAUGUUGGUGUCUCUGCUCCGGCAGCAGGCCUCUCCUUUGGGCUUCACCCUUACCUUCUGGUGCCAGUUUACCGCAGUCUUCCUGCUCUUCCUCAACGGCAUGGCAGCACCACAUCCAUCACAUGGCCCUGCAGGCACCACCUAGAGGCCACCUGGGGAAAUGCUAGAGGUGAAAGAGCACAAGGAGUCCAGCAGUGUCCAGUUACAGCAGUACGGCAGAAGGCAUUUUCAUGUUCCGAACACGCAGACGUCACAGGAACAGUGAUUUCCUGUUGGGAUUAGGUUUAGGGUUUACACCCAGGGUUGAGGACUGUGGAGUAUAGUGGACAUCAGGACAACUCUUCAUCCAUUGGUGUUACAGUGCCUGAGAUGUAACAGGGUCUUUUGGAAUGGAUCGGCUGUGUGUAUGAUUGUGGCAUGUGCAGCUUGUUAAUAGCACAUACUGGGAACAGUAAACAACGACUGCUGCCUGUCUAUAUGCAGUCAAAUCAUCUUCAUUGUUUUAUGGAAAUACAGCUCUGGAUUGUGUAGAAUAUAUAUAUUUUUUUACAACAUAUGUUAUUCUUAGUUACACUGAGCGUAGUAACUAAUGUGUAACUUCCUUUUAACCCCUUGGCCUCAUAGCUACAUGAUGUACAGUGGGGCAAAAAAGUAUUUAGUCAGCCACCAAUUGUGCAAGUUCUCCCACUUAAAAAGAAGAGAGAAGCCUUCUUUUUAAGUGGCUUAUUUUCCACCAUAAUUUGCAAAUAAAUUCAUUAAAAAUCCUACAAUGUGAUUUUCUGGAUUUUUUCUUCUC
Messenger RNA from Oncorhynchus kisutch (coho salmon), 1059 nucleotides. RefSeq names its product transmembrane protein 37 (gene tmem37). The coding region runs from base 1 to 408 and encodes 135 amino acids. The transcript is spliced from 3 exons. Gene Ontology annotation, cellular component: membrane. Gene Ontology annotation, molecular function: voltage-gated monoatomic ion channel activity; calcium channel activity. NCBI's taxonomy places the organism in Eukaryota, Metazoa, Chordata, Actinopteri, Salmoniformes, Salmonidae. The record is from RefSeq and is a predicted model, not a curated record.